AUGUUUAUCGCCAUGAAGAUCCUUGUGUACUCUGUAUCCGUGUGGUCAGUCCUCCUCUAUGGAUUUGAACGCUGGGCUGUGCGCGUUGAAGAUGGACGAAAACUAGAGGCUUUUGACCACCACUGCCUGAGGACCUUUCUUCGAGUGAAGUAUAUCGAAUUCAUCAUCAACGAGACAGUCCUCACUCUUCGUGACAGUAUCGCGGGGAUAUCUCAGACCAUCCACGAAAUACCAAUAAGGUUGUUGAGUAACGUUCUCCGUUUUUCGCCUCACGACGUUUACUAUGCUGCCUAUUAUCCAGUGCCGCAGCCCACAUGGAGGCGUCGGAGAGAAAAGCAAUUCAAAGUUAGCUCGAAAACGUUCGUCAAGACAUAA
This is a messenger RNA of Dibothriocephalus latus, 375 nucleotides long. Lineage: Eukaryota; Metazoa; Platyhelminthes; Cestoda; Diphyllobothriidea; Diphyllobothriidae. The record is from the annotation of a GenBank genome assembly.